Clonostachys byssicola is the source of this 1560-nucleotide messenger RNA. Lineage: Eukaryota; Fungi; Ascomycota; Sordariomycetes; Hypocreales; Bionectriaceae. The record is from the annotation of a GenBank genome assembly.
AUGCUUCUAAAUGUGUCUCUACCCGUCCUCCUAUGGGCGAUAUUUGCCCUCGUCACUCUCCAUUUAGUUUUAAACUACUUCGCUACUGGCAUUUCGAGAGUCCCAGGGCCAUUUCUGGCGAAACUGAGCAAUUUAUACAGGCUCGUUAACGUGUCAAGGGGUGACAAUCAAGUAUCUUUGGAAAGCCUGCACCGAAAGUAUGGCGACAACGUUAGAUUCGGACCUCGUGUGGUCAGUAUUAGGAACCCAAAGGAUGUAAACCAAGUGUAUGGGAUCAAGAGCCACUAUGUCAAAAGCCCUUUUUAUGCCGUACAGCAACAGAUGGCCAACGGAAAGCCAACCCAGACUCUUUUCACAACUCUCAACGAGGACUUUCAUGCAAAGAUCAAACGCCCCAUUGCCAGUGCCUAUUCCAUGACAACCCUGCAAAGCUAUGAGCCACUCGUGAAUCGAACAAUUCAAAGCCUAUUUGAGCAACUUGAUCAGCGCUUUGCCAGUACCGGUGUUAGCUGUCCCUUAUUCGACUGGCUCCAGUUCUACGCGUUCGAUGUCAUUGGGCAAGUCACAUGCAGUACUUCGCUUGGGUUCGUGGAGCAGGGCCGUGAUAUUGAAGGCAUCAUGCACACUCUCGGUACUUCGAUGGAUUAUCACGCUAUCGUGGGCCAGCUCCCCUGGCUUGAUAAAGUCCUGAAGAAGAACCCGGUCUGGGCUUGGUUCGCCUCUCCCACAGGACCAGUUGCAAGUUUUGCGAGAGAUAGACUGUAUGUCAGGCUUCAAGAAAUGAAAAGAAGCGAAGGCGGAGGGGCGGCGCCGGGUAACGGAGACUUCGUGGAUCGCUUUCUUCAAGCCAAGGAGACGCAUCCCGCAGUGGUUGAUGACCAGCAAGUCUUCUCAUACAUGGUGACCAAUAUCUUUGCAGGGUCUGACACCACGGCGAUUUCGUUGAGAGCCAUUGUGUAUUACACUGUCAAGCACCCGAGAGUCUACGCGAAGCUCAUGGAAGAGUUGAUCCAAGCCCAGAAUGAAGGCCGCCUUAGCCAGCUUGCGACAUGGAGAGAGAGCCAAGCCUUGCCUUACUUCGACAGCGUGGUCAAAGAAUCGCUUCGGCUUCAUCCGGCAGUCGGGAUGAUACUAGAAAGAAUUGUUCCCUCUGAAGGUUUGCAACUCGAGUGCGGUACUCUUCUUCCUGCAGGCACAAUUGUCGGUGCCUCACCAUGGGUCUUACAUAGAGAUAAGUCAGUAUAUGGAGAAGACGCAGCCAUCUUCCGACCAGAGAGAUGGUUACCAUAUAUGGAUGAAGGUGAAGAGACCUAUACGGCGCGCCUGAAGUCCAUGAAUGGAAACAACAUGACCUUUGGAAAAGGCCACAGGACCUGCAUCGGCAAGAAUAUCAGCUUGCUAGAGAUUUACAAGAUGCUGCCUAGCUUCUUUCUCAAGUACGAUGUCAGUUUGGUUGAUCCGACCGCUGAAUGGAAGCUGCAGGAUUCUUGGUUUGUUCGACAAGAAGGCGUGGAGUUCUACUUGCGGCCUCGCAACCAGGGCUUGCUCAAGUCGAUGUGA